Molecule: messenger RNA, 1015 nt
Organism: Pterocles gutturalis (yellow-throated sandgrouse)
Lineage: Eukaryota; Metazoa; Chordata; Aves; Pterocliformes; Pteroclidae
Gene: PATL1
Product: protein associated with topoisomerase II homolog 1 (yeast)
Biological process (GO): deadenylation-dependent decapping of nuclear-transcribed mRNA; P-body assembly
Cellular component (GO): P-body
Molecular function (GO): RNA binding
Source: RefSeq, a predicted model, not a curated record
CCAGCACCGGAACCUCAACGGCUGAGGGGGCCACCGGAGCAACCACCAGGAGCAGAUGCGGAAAGAUCCCUACGCCAACCUCAUGCUGCAACGCGAAAAGGACUGGGUGUCCAAGAUCCAGAUGAUGCAGCUGCAGAGCACUGAUCCCUACCUGGACGACUAUUACUACCAGAAUUACUUCCAGAAGCUGGAGAAGUUGGCAGCAGCGGAGGAAGUCCACGGUGAUGGUCCAAAGAAGGAACGCACUAAACUCAUCACACCUCAGGUGGCAAAGCUGGAGCACGCCUACAAGCCAGUGCAGUUUGAGGGCUCGCUCGGGAAACUCACUGUCUCCAGCGUGAACAACCCGCGGAAGAUGAUUGAUGCAGUGGUGACGUCCCGCAGCGAGGAUGACGAGACAAAGGAGAAGCAGGUUCGAGACAAGAGGCGCCAGACCCUUGUCACGAUCGAGAAGACGUACAGCCUCCUCCUGGACGUGGAGGACUACGAGAGACGCUACCUCCUGAGCCUGGAAGGCGAGCGGCCAGCCCUGAUGGGCGAGAGGAAGCAGAAGAUCUGCGAUAUGUAUGACAAUCUGAGGGGGAAGGCACCCGGGCAGGAGAGACCAAGCGACGACCACUUCAUGCAGAUCAUGUGCAUCCGGAAAGGGAAACGCCUCGUGGCUCGGAUCCUCCCCUUCUUGUCACCCGAACAAGCAGCCGACGUCCUCAUGGCGACGGCCAGGAACCUGCCCUUCCUCAUCAAGAAGGAUGCUCAGGAUGAGGUGCUGCCCUGCCUGUUGAGGCCCUUCUCCCACGUUCUCUACCACCUGCCCUUGGGGACGGUCACCAGCCUUGUGCAGCAGCUAACGAACCUACCUCAGAGCGCGACCGCGCCGGCGCCCACCAACCUGCACCUCGCUGCUGUGCUCCAAAACAAGUUCGGCCUGUCCCUGCUCUACUUGGUCUUGAGCCGCGGGGAGGAACUGCAGAGCUCGGAUGCAAACACGGAGCUGAUGCAGGACAACCAGUGGUGA